Boeremia exigua is the source of this 1431-nucleotide messenger RNA. RefSeq names its product transmembrane amino acid transporter protein-domain-containing protein. Bases 1 to 1431 code for a protein of 476 amino acids. Gene Ontology annotation, cellular component: vacuolar membrane. The transcript is spliced from 6 exons. Gene Ontology annotation, biological process: amino acid transmembrane transport. The record is from RefSeq and is a predicted model, not a curated record. Lineage: Eukaryota; Fungi; Ascomycota; Dothideomycetes; Pleosporales; Didymellaceae. Gene Ontology annotation, molecular function: amino acid transmembrane transporter activity.
AUGUCCCAUUCCUUGUCCAGAUCUCGUUCUUCAAAGCGUCGUAGUGUCUCUGCAGGGUCGACGAGAACGGAGAGAGAGAAGACGGUGCCAUCAAACACGCUUGAUGUACAGCAGGUCAAUACGUCGUCAGAUAUAGAAGAGCAGAUCUCUUCAACAACCACUCGCAAUGCUUUCGGCAACGAAGAAGGGGCCGACAUUCAUUAUGAGACAUUGAUGCUUGCCGAGAAUGUUUCGCUCGGCGUCCUCGCGCUGCCACAAGCUCUUGCGAUCCUGGGCAUAGUUCCAGGUCUCAUAUGCAUUUGCUUCCUAGGACUGAUCGCCACAUAUACUGGAUGGCUUAUUGGCGAAUUCAAACUUGCUUACCCAAGGGUGCAGUCUUUCCCUGACUGCGGAGAACUCAUCGCGGGCCCUGUAGGAAGAGAGAUCAUGGCUGUUGGCUCAAUUCUCAUCCUGGUUUUCGUCAGCGGUGCGCAUGUGCUGACAUUCUCGGUUGCUCUGAAUGCUCUGACAGGCCAUGGAGCUUGCACGAUCAUAUUCGCUGUCGCUGGUAUGGUCAUUUGUUUCAUACUGGGUCUGCCACGAACAUUCAAGGACGUCAGCAAAUUGUCCAUCAUAUCUUGUGCAAGCAUCAUUCUUGCAGUAUCCAUCGCUAUGAUUGGUAUCGGGAUCUCGAAGCCACAUGCAGGCGAUAUUCUUGCGGUUCGCCCUGGGCUCCCUUUCGUCAAGGGUCUAGGUCCAGUCCUGAACAUUAUUCUGGCUUACACUGGCCACGUUGCCUUUCUUUCGUUUCAAUCUGAAUUGAGAGAUCCACGCGACUUCAAAAAGGCACUUUUCUUUGAGCAAGGCAUCGCAGUGACUUUCUACAUGACAAUUUCGGCUGUCAUCUAUUAUUACGCUGGUCCGUUUGUCACGUCUCCUGCCCUCGGCUCAGCAAGCCCCGUAGUCACGAAGAUUGCUUUUGGCUUCGCCAUUCCCACAAUCAUAAUCUCAGGCGUAGUCAACGGGUCAGUGGCCUGCAAGUAUCUCUACAUCCGCAUGUGGAAGGGAACAGACGUUGUUCAUCAGAAGAGUUUCAAAAGUAUAGGGAGUUGGGUCGCCAUUUGUGCAGCACUUUGGAUUGUUGCAUGGCUUCUCGCUGAAGCCAUUCCAAAUUUCAACCUCUUGCUUGGUCUCAUUGCUGCGCUUUUCGGGUCCUGGUUCAGCUAUGCGCUGCCGAUGGUCAUGUGGUUUUAUCAGUAUAGAGGGUCUUGGUUCAAGAGUAAGCGCAUGAUUGUGUGGUCAAUCUGCAAUGCGUUUCUCUUCUGUAUCGGAGUUGCCAUCUUCGCUCUGGGAAUGUGGGCCUCAGGUCACGACUUGCGUAACGGUUCUGGAGGCAAGGUGUUCUCCUGCGCCAACAACUGGUCGCCAGUCAGGAUAGAAAACGAUAGAUAA